Patiria miniata (bat star) is the source of this 2309-nucleotide messenger RNA. RefSeq names its product fatty acyl-CoA reductase 1-like. Gene Ontology annotation, biological process: long-chain fatty-acyl-CoA metabolic process. NCBI's taxonomy places the organism in Eukaryota, Metazoa, Echinodermata, Asteroidea, Valvatida, Asterinidae. Gene Ontology annotation, cellular component: peroxisome. The record is from RefSeq and is a predicted model, not a curated record. Gene Ontology annotation, molecular function: alcohol-forming very long-chain fatty acyl-CoA reductase (NADP+) activity. The coding region runs from base 249 to 1898 and encodes 549 amino acids. The transcript has 14 exons.
CGGUAGAUUAUCUUUAUUGUACGUGCCCAGGUUUUGUUCUCUAUGGAGCUACUGAUCACUUGGAACAGUUACGUAGGUUGAAUUUUGCCGCAAAACAUAAUCAUCGAAGUUGGAACUCGAUUUGCUCGACGACAGUCUCAAGUUACAUUGUAAUUCGGCUGCGAUUGUUGAGCCCUGUCUGUUGGACUUCUUAAUUAAGAAGGAGCGAUCUUGUUUGUAAAACCAAACAGUCUAACUGUGAGUUUGAAAUGCCGGCAUUUGCGGAGGGCGAAAGUUCGGUGGAUGGUAAGCAGUUGCUUUCAAAGGAAAUGCAGUCCAACGCAGAUCUUUGGGGCGUGGCAUCAAACAACAAUGCCUUGGUCUCCAUUCCGGAGUACUUCACGGACAAGUCCAUUUUGAUCACGGGGGCGACAGGUUUCAUCGGCAAGGUGUUGGUGGAGAAACUGCUACGGUCGUGCUCUGCUCUGAAAACCAUCUACCUCCUAGUCCGGCCCAAGGCUGGCCAAACGGCCGUCAAUAGACUCCACACAAUCACCAAGUCCAGACUGUUCGACAGAAUCAGAGAAGAGAACCCGGACGUCCUGGAUAAACUGGUGACGAUAGAGGGCGACAUUAUGGAGCCCAAUCUGGGCAUCUCGGACGAGGAUGUCGCAAGGCUGCAAGAGGAGGUUCAGAUUAUUUACCACAGCGCCGCCACGGUCCGGUUCGACGAAAAACUUGGUCUUUCCUUAAAGCUCAACGUGGGCUCGGUGCAGAAGAUGCUUCAACUAGCCCAAGGAAUGAAGAAACUUGAGGUAUUCCUGCACGUGUCAACGGCGUACGCAAACUGCGACAGGAAAAAGAUCGAAGAAGUUGUAUACCCUCCGCCCAUGGACCCCUACAAGCUCAUGAAUGCCACCGAAUGGAUGGAUGAGGACAUGCUUGCGACCAUCACACCAAAAAUCAUCGGUAACCGACCCAACACCUACACAUUCACCAAGGCGCUAGGGGAGUAUGUACUGUUACAAGAAGGGGGUGGGCUACCGAUCUGCAUCGUACGGCCGUCCAUUGUCGGCGCUGGCUGGAAGGAACCAGUUCCGGGAUGGAUCGACAAUUUCAAUGGGCCCAGUGGACUAUUCAUUGCAACUGGCAUGGGUCUGCUUCGGUCCAUGCUUGCCGACUCUGACGCCAUCGCAGACAUCUCACCGGUUGAUUAUGUAGUCAAUACGUUGAUUGCUGCUUCCUGGCACACGGGACUUCACAGACCAGCCACGACGCCCAUCUACAACUGCGUCACCAGUUCCACCAACCCCUCAAAGUGGGAAGUCAUCGACAACAUUCCACAUUACUACACAAAAACACCCCUUGAAGUGGCGUUCAGAAGACCGAAUGCCGCAUUCACGCAGAACCCUAUCGUGCACAAAUACUGGAACAUUAUUGGGUCUAAGAUACCAGCCUACUUCAUGGAUUUAGCACUGCAACUGAGAGGCCAGAAACCAAGGAUGGUGAAGAUGGUCGACCGUAUCUACAAGACGGUUGAGACCCUUAAGUACUUCACCAUGCACCACUGGGAGUGGAGCAAUCACAAUCUGGAGGCGGUGCAAGCUCUCAUGUCUGAAGAAGAUAAGAAGAAAUUCUACCUUGACGUGCGUCCUCUCCACUGGGAAUCCUACAUCGAGGCGUACUGCAUCGGCACCAAACGCUUUGUGCUCAAUGAAGAUAUCAAUUCAUUACACGUAGCAAGGAGAAAUAUCAAAAUCCUGCGCAACAUCCGUUGGACGUUCAACACAGUCCUGCUGGUCCUCAUCUGGCGAUUCCUCAUCGCCCGCUCCCAGAUCGCUCAGAACCUCUGGUACUUUGUCACCAAUCUCUUCUUCAAAUUCCUUCGGUACUGCCGUGCCACCAGCUCCACCCACUAGAAGAGAAACCCUUCCUACUAGAAAGGAAGCGCCCCUCAGAGAAGCGGUAUCCACUAGAAGAGAAGCCCCUCCCACAAAUAGCUGUGCGGCACCCAUGAGAGGAGAAGGUCCUCCAACAAGAAGCUGAGCCCGUCCUAUUUUAAGCUAAUCAACUCCCACUAGAGGAGAAGCCCCGCCCACUAGAGGAGAAGCCCCUCCCACUAGAAGAGAAGCCCCUCCUACAAAUAAAUAUGCGACACCCAUGAGAGGAGAAGCUCCUCCAACGAGAAGCUGAGCCCUUCCUAUUUUAAGCUAAUCAACUCCCACUAGAGGAAAAGCCCCUCCCACUAGAGGAGAUGCCCCUCCCACUAGAAGAAAAGCCGCUCCCACAAGAAGACAAACUCAUCCCACAAUUAACUAUGCAGAAAAAAA